UUCAUCCUGUGAGUGCCGUCUACGGUGUUUCAUCGUUUGUUUACUGGUUAUGUAAACUUUCAAGUACCGGACUGUUGUACUCAAUAUUUAUCCAAAAACCGUACGUUUUUAACGUAUAAACUAAUUCCAAAAUCCGCUUUACGUUCAGUCCUGUAAUCCUAUAGUGCGACACUUUAGCCCCAAAAAUGCCUGUCACAAAGAAUAACAAGAUGAUGCAGCACAUCAACUAUAGAGUGCGCGUUAUAUUACAAGAUUCCAGAAUGUUCAUUGGCACGUUUAAAGCCUUUGACAAACAUAUGAACUUGAUUUUGGCUGACUGUGAAGAAUUUCGUAGAUUGAAAAGUAAAGCCAAAGUACCUACAAUACCUGCAGAACCAAGGGAAGAAAAGCGUGUACUUGGUUUUGUUUUAUUACGUGGACAAAAUAUAGUAUCUAUAACUAUUGAAGGACCACCUCCACCCGAAGAAGGUCUUCCUAGAGUGCCACUGCCAGGUGGGGGUGGUCCAGGAUCUAGCCGUGCUGCUGGGCGAGGAAUGCCUUCUGUCAUACCAUCAGCAGCUACACCUGGCUUACAAGGACCAGUAAGAGGUGUUGGUGGUCCUUCACCAGCUGCAAUGGCACCCACUAGAGGUGCGCCAGCUCAACCACCAAUUAGAGGUCCACCAAUGAUGGCUCCUCCACCAGGCAUAAUGGCUGGUAUGCCACCAAUGCCUGGUAUGGGUCGAGGUGGACCACCACCAAUGCCAGCCAACAAUAUGCGUGGUCCUCCACCUAUGAUGAGAGGUCCUCCAGCUGGUCCAAGAGGAUAUUAGUGUGUAAUACUAAUGUUAUCUACUGAUGAUUUGAUAUGACUAAUAAAUAAUCACUGCAUAAUAUUCAACAAUUGUAAUAUCAAUUUAUUAAACAAGUGAUAUUCAACUACA
Molecule: messenger RNA, 923 nt
Organism: Melanaphis sacchari
Lineage: Eukaryota; Metazoa; Arthropoda; Insecta; Hemiptera; Aphididae
Gene: SmB
Product: small nuclear ribonucleoprotein-associated protein B
Exons: 6
Coding region: 186-812 (208 amino acids)
Biological process (GO): mRNA splicing, via spliceosome
Cellular component (GO): U4/U6 x U5 tri-snRNP complex; U5 snRNP; catalytic step 2 spliceosome
Molecular function (GO): RNA binding
Source: RefSeq, a predicted model, not a curated record